Mytilinidion resinicola is the source of this 1290-nucleotide messenger RNA. Its product is annotated as thiolase. Gene Ontology annotation, cellular component: peroxisome. Bases 1 to 1290 code for a protein of 429 amino acids. Gene Ontology annotation, molecular function: acetyl-CoA C-acyltransferase activity. Gene Ontology annotation, biological process: fatty acid beta-oxidation; phenylacetate catabolic process. The transcript is spliced from 4 exons. NCBI's taxonomy places the organism in Eukaryota, Fungi, Ascomycota, Dothideomycetes, Mytilinidiales, Mytilinidiaceae. The record is from RefSeq and is a predicted model, not a curated record.
AUGGCGAACCAGACUGGACGGGCUUCUGCGGCCCAAGAUCGGUUGAGCCAGGUUGGAGAUCACAUCACCGCCACAGGAUCCCAAAUCCCCAAGGGACGAGCAGCCCUCUUAGAAAAGGGACCAGACGAUAUUGUGGUUACAUGUGCCCUCCGUACACCUAUCUGUAAAGGCGGCAAAGGCCUCCUCAAAGACACCGCCGCCGCCGACCUCCUCGUGUCAGCCUUCACUUCGCUGCUCCAACGCUCGAACAUCGACCCCGCCCUAGUCGAAGACAUAGCCGUCGGGACAGUUCUUGCCCCGGGAGGUGGAGCAACAGAGUUCAGAGCCGCGGCGUUGGCCGCUGGGUUCCCGGUGACGGCCGCGGUGAAGAGCUUGAACCGGCAAUGUUCGAGUGGUCUGCAGGCGUGUGUAGAUAUUGCGAAUGAGAUCAGAGCGGGCGUAAUUGAUAUCGGUAUUGGUGCGGGUGUAGAAAGUAUGAGCACGCAGUAUGGCCCCCAAGCCGUCACGGAAUUCUCCGAGCUCCUCGAAUCCCACAAAGAAGCCGCCAACUGCAAAGUCCCCAUGGGCGUUCUCUCGGAAGCCAUGGCGAAGUCCAAAUCCAUCCCCCGCAGCGCCCAAGACGCCUUUGCCGCCUCCUCCUUCCAAAAAGCCGUCGAAGCCCAGAAACAGGGCCUCUUCGACCAAGAAAUCGCCCCACUAACCGUCAAAUGGACCGACCCGAAAACCGACGAGGAGAAAACCAUCACCGUCUCCAAGGACGACGGCAUCCGCGCCGGCAUCACCGCCGAGUCGCUCGCCAAGAUCCGCCCGGCCUUCGCCAAAGACGGCAGCAUCCACGCCGGCAACGCCUCCCAGAUCUCCGACGGCGCCGCCGUCGUGCUGCUCAUGACGCGCGCGACCGCGCUGAAGCUCGGCCAGCCCAUCCUCGGCAAGUUCGUGCAGGCGUCCGUCGUUGGUGUGCCGCCGCUGCUUAUGGGCGUUGGGCCUGCAGCCGCGAUUCCGGUCGUGCUGGCGAAAACGGGCCUCGAUAAGGGUGAGGUCGAUAUCUAUGAGAUCAAUGAGGCGUUUGCGAGUCAGUGUUUGUACUGUAUUAACGAGUUGGGCUUGGAUCAGAAAAAGAUUAACCCCAAGGGCGGCGCGAUCGCGUUCGGGCAUCCGCUGGGGUGUACGGGGGCGAGGCAGGUUAGCACGCUGCUUUAUGAGUUGAAGCGGAGGGGCGAGCAGGUGGGCAUGACGAGUAUGUGUAUUGGGACGGGGAUGGGCAUGGCGGCGGUGUGGGUGGCUGAGUAG